AUGGCAGACCCGCAGAAGCAGUUUCAGGCUCUCUCUGAUGAGUAUCAGAAGCUACAAACUGAUCUCGAAGGUUUCAUCGAUGCUCGCCAGAAACUCGAGUCGCAACAGCAGGAGAACAAGGGCGUGCAGGGAGAAUUCGACAAAUUGGAUGAGGACUCGAAAAUCUACAAGAUCGUGGGGCCCGUCUUAUUGAAGCAAGACAAGAACGAGGCCGUCAUGGCUGUAAACGGACGACUUGAGUUUAUUGAGAAGGAAAUCAAGAGAAUUGAGGGACAGAUCAAGGAGGCUCAAGAAAAGGCCGAGAAGAAGCGCGCGAUUGUUCAAUUCCAAACUCAGCUUCAGCAGCAAGCUGCCGCUUCCGCUUGA
Messenger RNA from Aspergillus lentulus, 366 nucleotides. RefSeq names its product tubulin-binding prefolding complex subunit YKE2. Gene Ontology annotation, molecular function: protein-folding chaperone binding. Gene Ontology annotation, biological process: chaperone-mediated protein complex assembly; protein folding. Gene Ontology annotation, cellular component: prefoldin complex; cytoplasm. Lineage: Eukaryota; Fungi; Ascomycota; Eurotiomycetes; Eurotiales; Aspergillaceae. The record is from RefSeq and is a predicted model, not a curated record.